Messenger RNA from Syngnathoides biaculeatus (alligator pipefish), 3148 nucleotides. RefSeq names its product BCL2 modifying factor 2 (gene bmf2). Lineage: Eukaryota; Metazoa; Chordata; Actinopteri; Syngnathiformes; Syngnathidae. The transcript has 4 exons. The record is from RefSeq and is a predicted model, not a curated record. The coding region runs from base 73 to 549 and encodes 158 amino acids. Gene Ontology annotation, cellular component: myosin complex. Gene Ontology annotation, biological process: negative regulation of autophagy; apoptotic process; positive regulation of apoptotic process.
AAAAAAACAUAUUGCCCAGGCGUCAAGAUAGCACCCAUUGGAACGGAAAACGCUUUUGCGGCCGGGCGUCUGAUGGACGAUGAGGAGGAAGACACGUCGCGGCUCCGGCCCGCCGCCUUCGGGGGCUUCAAGUGCGAAGAGCGGCCCAGGCGGCUGGACUCUCGUCCCGACCGCGACGGCGUCGGCGUCGGCGUGCCGGCUCUCGCCUCGCGGCUGCAGCAUCGGCUUCCCUUUCACGGCAACGCGGCGCUGCGCUCACACUUCCCCGCGCAGUUCCAGCCCCUGGAGGAUCGGGGGGCCCGUCUGGCCCCCCGGGAAGACGGGCAGGAGGAAGAGGACGGCGGGCCGGCAGAGGGACCCGGCCGGGGGCGGGCGGGGCUGAGCCCGGAGGCGCAAAUCGGACAAAAACUUCGGGAGAUCGGAGACAAGUUCCAGCGGGAUCACGUUGACCUGUUGCUGGGACAAAACUUGCCCACGUGGAUGCGCCUGACCAUGGCGGCGUUGGGCUUCCUGUUCCCCCGACCUCGUCCGGUCCCUCGGCACAGAUGAAGGGCCGGACCCGCCGCCCCGGCUGUAACGGGACCGGACUUUUUACAGACGGCACUGGAAGAUUGAACACGGGUUUUUGGAGUUUUCUUUUUACGACGAAGAGAUCAAGAAAAAAACAAAACAAAACUGUUCCCCGCUGGACGGAGACGAACGGCCUCUCCAUUUUUUUUUCUUGUUCAAUAAGAAGCCAUUGAGAGAUAUUUUGGAAAUAUGACUUGUAAGAUGACUUAUUUUGUACAGCUUUUUUUCUCGUCGUUGUUCUCGGAAUUGAACUCUCAACAUCGGUCCCGGGAAUGCCUUAGGCUUCGAAAAAGCGAGGGCGGGGGGGCGGCGGGGCUUUGGCGUAUUCCUCGUAGAAUAAGAAGCUCGACUUCACUUUUUUGACGUUGUGCCGUCCGCCGGCCGUCAACGUGACGUUUUGACGGCGUCGGUCAGUCUCCGCCGUGGGGGAGGUGACAAAACUUCUUUCGAAGCGAGAGGAUGAGCAAUAUUCCGAAAGCAUCGAUCCAGGUCACGUGAGGCGGGGUACACGCGUACCGAAAACUGAUUUGUCACACGCGUCGCGUGACGCGAGGACCUUUCCGGAAGCGACGCGUCCUCAGCGCAUGUUUCGCUUCAACUUCGCUAACUUUUUUUGCUUGUCAUUUUUCAUCCACUGUAUCAUCUUUUCUCUCACCGUGGCGACAAACGCGAGCGACACUUUUGGAGUGUGGAGUGCUCAAACUUGUCCUUGUGAGCGCCCACCCCCGGGGAAAAGCCACUCAGGCAGGCACGGGGAGGACAUGCAAACUCCACACAAGCGGGGCCCCGAUUCGAACCUCUGUCCUCGCAACUGUGAGUCAGAUGCUCUAACCGGUUGCCUCACCGUGCCGCCAUUAUUAAAUGGCGUGGCGGGCCCUGUCUGCCCCCCGGGCCUCGUGAACGUCCGCGGGAGCGAAGGAGCGCAUGAGGUCCGAGUCUUAGAAGCGGGCGUACCGAGACCGGACUGGCGGGAGGCGCCGUUGUCCGGACUGCCGCACAAUCCCAGACAACAAGUAGCAGAAGAAGAAGAAGAAGAAGAAGAAGAAGAAGAAGAAAGCGUGACGAUCUCCGGCGAGGAGGAGUCUCGCUCGGCAGGGCAGGUUGGCCGUUUUCAGCCCGGACGAUCGCUCAGGAAAAUCUUUCAGAAGCAGGCGACAAUCAGGAAAUGCUUCCUUUGAUGGCGAGCCCCCCUCAGGCCAAGUUAUCGGUAAACGUGUACCCCGCUUUUUUCCACCCUUGCGGCCCCCAGUUUGGGGGACGUUUUACGAUCGGUUCAGACCUGAUUUUUUUUUUUUUUUGUCCUACUCGGUUCGGUUGUUUCGCGAAAGCAUCUAUUUGUCGGUUUUCCAAGCCGCUUAUCCUCACGAGGGGCGCGGGAGCGCAUCCCAGCUAACUUGAGGCGACAGGCCGUCCCCGAGCUGGAAUCGACCCCACGCCGCCCGCACCAAAGUCGACGCCAUUUUGUCAUUUUUGGAAUCAAAAGAAUCGCUUUGAAUUUUGUUUCCUUCCAAAAAAUUUUCAUUUGCCAAAGAAGUAUUUGGCGCCCUUGAACGGCCGUGCUGGUUGGUCCAAAUUCUGGCAUUUCAAAUUUGCGCUUUUACGCGAAGGGACCGCCCUCCCCAACCCCCCCAAGCAAGAGAAAAUUUCUCCCCGAACUCGUACGUCAGGGCACUGCACUGCUGUAUGCGUGUCAACACACGGCGUGAGUGUGCAAAUAUUUGGCUGCAAGCCGAAUAUUUUCUUUGUGUUGAAAAUGAACAUUUUUUUUUCUUUUUUGUUGCUUUUGUUUUUAGAUGGAAGGGUUGACAGCUCGAUUCCUUUUUUUUUUUUCCUUUGUUUUCUUAUGUUGAUGUUCGCUUUGCCAAAUGCGGACGGGCGUUCCGCGUCGGGCGUUCCGCGUCGGGCGUUCCGCGUCGGGCGUUCCGCCUCGGGAGCUCCGCGCCGUGCUGAGCCAAUUUGCCGUUUUUCCGUUUUCUGCCUGGCUCAACGCGGCCCGGAAGGAAUUUUUCUUAAUUUAUUUGCGUAUUUAUUUUGGGUUGUACAGCAGCAGCUAGCUCGGCGGUCGCGGUCGUCGGUUGCCGAGCCGGGGGCGGGGCCUGUGCGGCGAGGCGGGCGCCCUUUGACCUUUUCGGGGGGCCUUUUUAUUUUUAUUUUAGAUUCCUCAUCAAGGUAUAUUGAAUUGAUCCUAGUGACAUUUUCCCCCCAAAUAUUUCAACUUUAUCCCCCCGCAUCUAGUUCUGUCUUUAUUCUUGAGCUCUGCUAUUUGGAUUUUUUUUUAAAUUCCUGCAAUAUUUAAUAAUAUUUCUUUGUUUUUUCACACUGGUAAAGAUAUAUUUAAGAAAAAAUUGUAAUGACUAUUGCUGUAAUUGCAUCUAUCUUCUUGAAAUGUUAUUCCCUCAACGUUAUUCACAUUUUUUCCACGUCAUAUUUUGUCUAAAAUUGGGAUUUGAAGUCAUGGUAAUAUGCAGUACUCACUCAAUUUUGGCCCGGCCAGUUUUCUUCCUGAAAGCUUUUGACAACUGGAGCGUUUUGGGGGGUUUUCCCCCAGCUUUUUGUUUGUUUGUGGUUUUUUUUUUUU